AUGGAUCGAUCCAGACGAUCCUCAGCCCACACAGAUCAGGGCAAGAGCAAGGACUGCAGAGGUCUAAUCUUUGUGCAAAUGGAAACAGUGAAGAGGAGCAACGUUGUUGUGAAAUCGUUGAUGAUAUCAGACUGUUCAGAUGAAACUCAGUAUAAUAAGCAGGUUUGCAAAUGGGCCAUUAAGAAGACCAUGGUAAUUUACUUUGCAACUCACUGUUCACCACUCAGUGAUAGAUAA
Molecule: messenger RNA, 237 nt
Organism: Xyrichtys novacula (pearly razorfish)
Lineage: Eukaryota; Metazoa; Chordata; Actinopteri; Labriformes; Labridae
Source: the annotation of a GenBank genome assembly